UCACUCUGUGUCUCAAUCUCUCUCUCUCUCUCUCUCUCUCUCUCUCUCUCACAUUCUUUCAUUCUCUUUGUCUCUUUCAUUCCCUCUCUCUCCUUUUACUCCUCUUUCUGUGUCGAUAUCAUUCCUUGAAGCAGAUGGAUCUUUCUGGGAAAAGAGUUUCAGUUUCAGGUGAAGGGAGAAGCUGCAACGGUGGUGGUGCUGGUGGCAGCAGCAACCUUCAGCUUGUCCCUUAUUCAGAAAGCAAAAAGGUUUGCCCUUUCUGCCAGCGUGAAUUCAAGUGCGGAAGAUCCUUGGGAGGGCACAUCAAAGUGCACAAGAAGAACCGCAGAAGCACCAAAUUCACCCACAAGAAGAAGAGCAGCACAAGGAGGUUGAGAUCCUCUUCAGCGCUAACAACCCCAACACCCUUGAAUGUUGUAAGAGGUGAUGAGAUGGUAGCACCACUCAGAAUUCUUGAAAGCGGUGCAAGGGGUGGUGAAGAAGAAGCACUGAGAAUCGAUGAAAGCGGUGCAAGGGGUGGCGAAGAAGAAGCACUGAGAAUCGAUGAAAGCGGUGGAAGUGGGGCUGAGAUCCACGACAUGUCGAAGUCCUUGGUGGGGUGCGGAUGGAAGAGAAAGGGAAGGAGGGGCAGCAACGACGACACGAGCAAGUUGAUGAGAUGGAAUCGUUAUCCUUACUCCGAUGAUGAUGAGUACGAGGAAUGUGAUGUGGAAGAUUCGUGUGAUGAGGAUGACUACGAUAACAUCAAGUUGAGGAAAUGGUUAAGGAGUCGAGGGUACGCAACAGGUGCCCAUAAGAUCUGUUGGACUAGGAGAAUGUUGAUGUGCAAAGUGUGCAAUCAGUAUUUUAGAACUCUGUCUGCAGUGAUGAGUCAUGUGGAUGAGUGUGCCCUAACCAACAGUGAUGAUCAAGUUGUUGUUGAUAACGGUGUCGGAGUUGGCGAAAUGCCCGAGGAUGCUCCAGUGACAAAAGACAAUGGAGUUUCUUCCUCUUCUUCUGUACAACAAAAACAGCAUGCAUCAACUUCAACUCAUGCUGCUGCUCCAACAAAAGAUCUUCAAUUGGAUCUCAAUGAAAUGCCUCCUCCUGAGGAUGAUUGAAUCUAUAUGUACAAUAAUACAUACACGUUAACUUUCAUUUUUUCUAUAAUUA
Messenger RNA from Vigna unguiculata (cowpea), 1152 nucleotides. RefSeq lists its product as uncharacterized. The record is from RefSeq and is a predicted model, not a curated record. NCBI's taxonomy places the organism in Eukaryota, Viridiplantae, Streptophyta, Magnoliopsida, Fabales, Fabaceae.